Messenger RNA from Cyprinus carpio (common carp), 2227 nucleotides. Its product is annotated as CMP-N-acetylneuraminate-beta-galactosamide-alpha-2,3-sialyltransferase 1-like. Gene Ontology annotation, molecular function: beta-galactoside (CMP) alpha-2,3-sialyltransferase activity. Lineage: Eukaryota; Metazoa; Chordata; Actinopteri; Cypriniformes; Cyprinidae. The record is from RefSeq and is a predicted model, not a curated record.
GUCGCAGAUGGUACAGUCUUUGCCUGGCUUUAUUUACCUGUGUUUGAAUGUGGGUAGACCAAGUCAGGUCCUCUGAGAUGUUUACACCAAGGUACUUGAAACUGCUCACCCUCUUCACGGGGGUCCCACUGAUCAUAAGAAGAGUGUAGGGCCACUGCUGCCUAUUCCUGAAGUCCACAACCAGCUCUUUAGUUUUACUCACAUUUAUAGAUAGACAAUUGGGGUGGGUAGGGUGUGGGUGGGUAGCUAAAAGGUGUGUCUUUACCGAUUUAUGAUGUACAUAGUUGAUAGAUGGAACUCUCAAUAGGCUACUUUUAGCCUUACACUGGAGCUGAUUCACCUUCUACCUAUGGAAUGGCCCUAACUACACUGCAUAAUUGAUCAGGAAGAUCCCUCUAGAAAUGAUAAUCUUCAGGAAGGAUGGUGCAUUGUCAUGUGAUGUAAUGAAUCCUCAUGAGACCAGGCAGCAGGUGGAUUACCAGGCGUUACCAGAGGGAGGGAGUCACAUAUAAACCCCUCCUUACUGCUAAACACAGGUAAAUGAAACUGGUUACGAUACUCAACACACCCCAUCAACAGAGUCUUAACAUAUUAUAUAUAGGUUUAAAAAGCCAAGCUUUGACACCACGCCAGUAUGUUGAUGAGUCUGUGAAAUACACCUUCAGGGAUCCUUCCAUAGGAGGUCUGUAAUACUUCAGUUUGACGUGACAAAACCUCCAACAUCGCUGAUGUAAAGAUGGUGGUUUUACCACUGAGACAUCACUGCUACAUAACUGCACUCCUGAGCUCAACUACCCUCUUGUUACUUCUGUACUUUCAAAACUCAGUGUUGGUUUUCACCUAUGGUUCCUACGGUUUUGUGUCUGAAAGAUCUCCAUGUGCUUGCCAUACCUGUGUGGCAGACAGAGGAAAUAGUAACUGGUUUAGUGAGCGAUACGAUCCCAACGUGCCACUUCUGCUCAACAGCACCAACAGUGUAUUAAAUGCAAAUGUCUCCAGGUGGUGGAAUGAGCUACAAUCAGAUGCUGGCAACUACGCAGAGGUGGUGGAUCAGGUGUUUUCUCUCUUCCCUGAUAAAGAGCACUACUCAGACACCGGUUCAGAUCGCUGCAGAACCUGUGCUGUGGUGGGAAACUCCGGGAACCUGCUGGGAUCCAAUUAUGGGCCUCUCAUAGAUUUCCAUGACUUUGUCAUAAGGAUCAAUAAAGGCCCGUCAAAAGGUUAUGAGAAGGAUGUGGGGUCAAAGACGACUCACCGGAUUGUGUAUCCUGAGAGCGCCAUAGACUUAGACAACUCCACCCAUCUGGUGCUUCUUCCCUUUAAGAUUCUGGACAUUCAGUGGCUCAUCAGUGCCUUCACCACUAAAAACAUCACACAAACAUAUGUACAAGUGCCAUCUACUAUCAAAGCAGAUAAGGACAAGGUGAUGAUCCUCCACCCAGAAUUCAUAAGAUAUGUCUAUGAUAACUGGGCAGAAAGGCAUGGCAGAUAUCCAUCCACUGGUUUCUUAACACUGAUAUUCGCUCUUCACAUCUGUGAUGAGGUGAAUGUUUUUGGGUUUGGAGCUACAAGUGGUGGAAAAUGGCAUCAUUAUUUUGAUAAAACAUUGUCAUAUGAAAACAGCGUUCAUGGUGGAACAUUUGAAAAUGAAACAAUUCAUCGGCUCCUACAGGAAAGCAAGAUUUUGAUUCACAAGGGUUGGACAUGAAGCAGAAACACUCUCUACUGCACAAUAUUGCAUUGCAUUGCGAUAUCGAAUAUUGAAUUUUGCAGAUUUGUGCAGCAAAGAUUUUCAGUUGAGAUUCCUAUCAAGAGAUCAACUUUAGGGAAUUUUCAUUUGAGCUCCACUCAAUGACACCAAAUGAAAUUAUGCCAUGGCUAUACAUAUAUUUAGUUUAAUUUAAAUGUGAAGCUUAAAAUAAAUUGUCACUUCAUAUAAUAAGUAUAUGAAUGUAUUAUAUGAAUUAUAAACAACUAUAUAUAAUGUAAAUUUAAUAAAUAAGUAUGUAUGAGUGCAACCUUUAUAGUCCUCCUGACAGGAAACAGGAGGACUCCUAUAUUGGUUCCUAGGCAGAGGGUUAUGGGAAAUGGAGUCCUGUGUAAACAGUAAGGGUAAAAGCCUGCCAGAGACCAUACCAGGCUUUCUAUUGUGGCAGCCCUUCCAGAUUUUUGUUUUAUCUUGUUUAAUCUGUUUUAUGUAUUGUUCAUUUAAUUUUUAUGUUGUUUU